Molecule: messenger RNA, 462 nt
Organism: Huiozyma naganishii CBS 8797
Lineage: Eukaryota; Fungi; Ascomycota; Saccharomycetes; Saccharomycetales; Saccharomycetaceae
Gene: CWC25
Product: U2-type spliceosomal complex subunit CWC25
Exons: 1
Coding region: 1-462 (153 amino acids)
Biological process (GO): mRNA splicing, via spliceosome
Cellular component (GO): U2-type spliceosomal complex
Source: RefSeq, a predicted model, not a curated record
AUGGCGAACGACUUGAACUUGUUGAAGAGUUGGAACCCGAAACUCGUACGCAACAGGAAGAAAGUAUGGGAGCGUGAGCAAGAACUGCUCAAGGAGGAACACGCGUUCAAGCAGAGGCAGAGGGAGAUACAGAAAGAGAGGGAAUUGGACUCGCUCGUUAACGCAUCUAGAGAUGGGGAUCGCACCGGGGACCGCAAGAAGACUGGGCUCGAGUGGAUGUACGAUACGGGGGCUGGUGGCAGCGAGAGUAACCAGGAGUACCUCCUCGGGAAGAAAAAACUGGACUCAUCGGUGAUUAAGUCGCCGCAGACGGAAGAAACAGAUAAGUCGAAACAGCAGCAGAAACAAGUACAGAAACAGAAACGCAAGAAGGCAAGCUACGAUAUGGACGACCCCAUGAGUAAAGUGUUGAAACUGCAAGGAUCGAAGAACAAAAUAUCAAAGAGACGAACUCCAAAGUGA